CCACCACCACCACCACCACCACCACCACUGUGUUACUGUCCACCACCACCACCACCACCACCUCCACCACUGUGUUACUGUCCACCACCACCACCACCACCACCAGCACUGUGUUACUGUCCACCACCACCACCACCACCACCACCACCUCCACCACCACCACCACCACCACCACCACCACCACCACCACCACCACCACCAGCACUGUGUUACUGUCCACCACCACCACCACCACCACCACCACCACCACCACCACCAGCACUGUGUUACUGUCCACCACCACCACCACCACCACCACCACCACCACCACCACCACUGUGUUACUGUCCACCACCACCACCACCACCACCACCACCACUGUGUUACUGUCCACCACCACCACCACCACCACCACCACUGUCACUGUGUUACUGUCCACCACCACCACCACCACCACCACCACUACAACUGUGUUACUGUCCACCACCACCACCACCACCACCACCACCACCACCACCACUGUGUUACUGUCCACCACCACCACCACCACCACUGUGUUACUGUCCACCACCACCACCACCACCACCACCACCACCACCACCACUGUGUUACUGUCCACCACCACCACCACCACCACCACCACCACCACCACCACCACCACCACCACCACCACCACCACCACCACCACCACCACCACCACCACUGUGUUACUGUCCACCACCACCACCACCACCACCAGCACUACAACUGUGUUACUGUCCACCACCACCACCACCACCACCACCACCACCACCACUGUGUUACUGUCCACCACCACCACCACCACCACCAGCACUGUGUUACUGUCCACCACCACCACUGUGUUACUGUCCACCACCACCACCAGCACUGUGUUACUGUCCACCACCACCACCACCACCAGCACUGUGUUACUGUCCACCACCACCACCACCACCACCACCACCACUGUGUUACUGUCCACCACCACCACCACCACCACCACCACCACCACCACCACCACUGUGUUACUGUCCACCACCACCACCACCACCACCACUGUGUUACUGUCCACCACCACCACCACCACCACCACUGUGUUACUGUCCACUACCACCACUGUGUUACUGUCCACCACCACCACUGUGUUACUGUCCACCACCACCACCACCACCACCACCACCACCACUGUGUUACAGUCCACCACCACCACCACCACCACCACUGUGUUACUGUCCACCACCACCACCACCACCACUGUGUUACUGUCCACCACCACCACCACCACCACCACUGUGUUACUGUCCACCACCACCACCACCACCACCACCACCACCACUGUGUUACUGUCCACCACCACCACCACCACCACCACCACCACCACCACCACCACCACCACCACCACCACCACUGUGUUACUGUCCACCACCACCACCACCACCACCACUGUGUUACUGUCCACCACCACCACCACCACCACCACCACCACCACCACUGUGUUACUGUCCACCACCACCACCACCACCACCACCACCACCACCACUGUGUUACUGUCCACCACCACCACCACCACCUCCACCACCACCACCACCACCACCACCACAGUGUUACUGUCCACCACCACCACCACCACCACCACCACCCCCACUGUGUUACUGUCCACCACCACCACCACCACCACCACCACUGUGUUACUGUCCACCACCACCACCACCACCACCACCAGCACUGUGUUACUGUCCACCACCACCACCACCACCACUGUGUUACUGUCCACCACCACAACCACCACCACCCCCACUGUGUUACUGUCCACCACCACCACCACCACCACCACCACCACCACCACCACCACUGUGUUACUGUCCACCACCACCACCACCACCAGCACUGUGUUACUGUCCACCACCACCACUGUGUUACUGUCCACCACCACCACCACCACCACCACCACCACUGUGUUACUGUCCACCACCAGCACCACCACCACCACCACCACCACCACCACCACCACCA
Messenger RNA from Procambarus clarkii (red swamp crayfish), 1992 nucleotides. Lineage: Eukaryota; Metazoa; Arthropoda; Malacostraca; Decapoda; Cambaridae. The record is from RefSeq and is a predicted model, not a curated record.